Molecule: messenger RNA, 2349 nt
Organism: Colletotrichum karsti
Lineage: Eukaryota; Fungi; Ascomycota; Sordariomycetes; Glomerellales; Glomerellaceae
Exons: 8
Coding region: 1-2349 (782 amino acids)
Source: RefSeq, a predicted model, not a curated record
AUGAUGAACCUCGAAUACGGAAACGGGCCCGAGGUCGUACGCCUGAUGAACGCGACCACCAACGGCACAUCCACGACGGUUGGAAUAUCAGGUGACCCCUCCGACAAGUCGAAUUUGGUGACGGUAAUAUGGGCAGUGAACCUCACGGCGUUCAUCUUGGUGGGCCUUGUCGUUCCCAUCCGUGUCAUUGUUCGCUGUACGGUGACACGUAACUUCUUCAGCGACGAUGUGCUGGUCAUCAUCGCGGCACUAUUUACAUUCGGGAUAUGUUCAAUGCUUCCCAUUGCCACGGAUGUGGGCUUGGGUCAGCACUACUGGAAUCUUGAUCUCGAGCUUCUUCCCGAUGAUACGCGGAACUUGAUGAUGCUCGUUUUCAUCGCCAACAUACUGUACCCUUGCGCCAUUGCCUUCGCACGACUAUCCGCCAUUUGCUCCUUUCUUCGAUAUAUCACUUCCAAGACGAUGCGAUACGUUAUGUACGGCCUCGCCGUACUCACCGGGGGUUUCGCAAUUGCCUCCGUUUUCACUGUGAUCUUCCAAUGCAAUCCGGUUGCAGCCGCAUGGGAUAACUCGAUCGGCGGAGCGAGAUGCAUUCCCUUUUUCGACUAUCUGCAUGCGAGCACGGCCAUCGGCAUUGCCAUCGACGUGUUGCUUUGCACACUUCCUGUUCCUCACUUCUGGAAACUCAAGAGAUUUUCGACGACGACCAAGGCUUUGUUGACCAUUCUGUUCGUUUUUGCUGGGCUUGCUUGUGCUGUGGCAAUCGUGAAACUUGUCUAUCUACCUCUUGUCACCCAAGUUGACGUGACGUAUAACUGGGUUUCUUGGAUACUGUGCUCCAUUGCCGAAUGCACCAUCGCAAUCGUCUGCAUCUCAAUACCGCCCAUCGUCCCUUUGUUCACCAAAUGCUCCCGGCGGAGAUCAAUUGUGACCGAAAAGCCUCGCCACAAACGAGGCAAGUCAUCUCGGUUUACUGUUUGGGCCGGCAAACCUACUUGCAACCGAGCAGUGGCUCCUCGGGUCAUCAGGCCGAUGGCAACGCCGUGGAAAGACCAGCCUGUCGAGACCACGACGGUGUCUGAGUUCCACUGGCUCAAGCUGGAGCAGCUGGAACGCGGAAUCCAUGACCGCGAGCGCGUACCACUCGGCCCGCCAGUUCCCUUACCUUUCAGCCUGCCGUUGCGAUUCCCAACGGCUCCCAGCAAGUAUCACCGUCCUGCUGCUGCGCAACUCGAAACGACCCUCUGCGCCGCAUACCCAAAAGAGUCGAGAAGCCUGGAGGUCCGAAACAUUGCCAUCGCUCUCUCAGUCAUCACUUUUCCAGCGGUUGCGUUGCGAUGCUUCUCGAGAUGGAUGAUCACGCAUCGAUUGUGGUGGGACGACUGGACGGCAAUAUUCGCAACGAUCCUUCUUGCCGCGCUGGCUGGCGUCGAGAUAGCAAGCGCUGAUUUGGGCUUCGGGAUGCAUUACUGGAACGUCGAACCCUCCGCCGGCGAAAAGCUCAUCAAACUCUUCUACGUCGCUCAACAGAUCUACAUCCUCAUCCAGGUGUUCGCCAAGAUUUCGAUCCUGCUGUUCUUCUCCCGCAUUUUCCCGGCGAAAUGGUUCCAGCUCACGGUUCGAUACUUCAUCAUCUUUUUGUUCUCGCACGGUUUCAUAUUCCUGCUCCUCAUAAUCUUCCAGUGCACGCCUAUUUCGUCGAUCUGGGAUAGAAGCAACUCGGUUCGGAAAUGCAUGGAUGUGACCGCCAUCGGGUAUGCGGGGGCGGUCUUCAGCAUCGUGGAGGAUCUCGUCAUCUUGAUUUUGCCGAUACCCGAGUUGUACAAGCUGCAGCUCAACAUCCGGAAGAAGAUUGCUUUGGGUCUGAUGUUCAGUUUGGGUUCUUUUGCAUGCAUAACAACGAUGGUCCGACUCAAAUAUCUCGUCACGUUUUCCAGCACGUUCGAUACCACCUGGGACAAUGUCGAUAUCGUAAUUUGGUCAAUCAUCGAGGAGUUCUGCGCCAUCCUUUGCGCGAGCCUGCCGGCUCUCCGACCACUUCUGCAGAAGGUGCCGCGAAUCUUCAGCACCAGAAGGGCCACCACGAAAACCCUGUCAACAUCGCCAUCGAGAAGGUCGAUACUCAAUCACCAUGGGAAAGACAAGUUUCAAGAAGUGCCCGAUACCCCAUACGAGCCUGAAACGCCACCAACGCCGAUCGACAUUGCGGACGAACUUGCCGCCAAGGCGGACGGGAAGCGCCAAGUUUUGAUCACGAGAGACAAUGAGAUCGACGUACGGGCCGAUGUGGAACUACAAAACGUACGAGGGAAGAAAAAGCUGCAGAAGGAUCUGAACGGUAGGGUAUGA